AUGGGGUGCGGCAAGUCUAUUUUGAUCACUCUCAGGGCUCUGGCCUUGAUUGUCGUUCUGGGAGUCACUGGAUUGGGCGGUUGGUCCAUUUUCACUAUUCGCGAUAUCCAGGCCCGUAGUGAUGCGAUUCUCGAUAGUGUUGAGUUUGGAUCACAAGAGAUGGAACAACUCUGGGCGAGGUUUUUCGAUGCUGUGAUCAGCGGCGCAAUCAGGACAUGGAUUUCCAUCGGUUUAACUGCUCUUGCUUCCGUGAUCAGUAUCGUAUUGGUCUUCGCAACAAUUCUGCCUCCCAUCCGAAUCCGCUCGGCAAUCAUGGUCCCCUUGGAAUGUCUGGGAAUGUGCGCUGUUGGAGCAGCAGUUGGUAUCUCUCUGAGUUUCGCUUUGAGCGUGAAUGCUUUCGGCGCGAGAGUUCUUGAUACAUCCGCUUCCCCAGAACUCAGGAGGCUCGCCAUGCUGGUAGGCCUCAGUAUGGUUCACUUCAUCACAGCCGGUGCCGGAUGGCUUCUCUUUCUGAUCGCAUUCAUCGUCGCCACUGUAGAUGCAUGCAGACGCGCUCGAGAGAAGGAAAGCUGCUCCUUUGAACCAACGGCAUCUGCGCUUGGAAUAUCUCACGGAUACGCCACGACUUUCCCUCCUCAGUCGCCCUACCGUAUGCCAAGUAUCUACGAUCCGGAAGUAGCUCUGAACAUGAACGAUGCAACAGCCUCAGCAUGGAACAUUUCUCAGGCCAAAGAGUUGGUGGGGAGGGAUCCAGGAAUGAGCCGUGCAGAGUCGAUUGUGAGCCAGGAGGGCAGGUUGUCAAUCGGAUCUGAUAUGAGUAGUAUCUCCGGUCCUUUGGGUCUGCAGAAGCCAGAACGAGCACAGCCAGCCCGGCCAGCCCGGCCAUCAAGACCAUGGAGUGGAGCUUCUAGCAUAAGGAGUGGAGUCUCUAGCAUCAAGAGCGGAGUCAUACACGCAAUAUAA
Messenger RNA from Bipolaris zeicola 26-R-13, 963 nucleotides. RefSeq lists its product as uncharacterized. Lineage: Eukaryota; Fungi; Ascomycota; Dothideomycetes; Pleosporales; Pleosporaceae. The coding region runs from base 1 to 963 and encodes 320 amino acids. The record is from RefSeq and is a predicted model, not a curated record. The transcript has 3 exons.